GCUCACUCUCCGCCGAGCCACCGCCAUUUUGUGACCGUGUUCUCCGCCGUGGCCCCGGAUCCGGCUUCUCUCGCACGUAUGCAGAUCAAUGUUACCUCUGGCUCUCGUCGAGUACCGACGAAGGAAGUUCACGCUCGAACCCCCGGUUGUGGGCAGCAGCUUUUGUUGGCAGUUCAGUAACAACACUUUCCACUUGUUCUGAAAUAACACCAAUGUUUUGCUUGCGGUUUUGUCAGAUUUCCACAUGGUUCUAUAAUGCACAACCAUCUGAGACUUAGAAUUAAUGGACUGAGCCCACAAUUCUUGAGGCCGAGAAGAGGUUGUGUGAGCAGCGCACUGGAGCAUGGUUUUAAGGCACUGACUGAUCGUUCAGUCAUGGCUGAUAAGAGGAAAUUACAAGGAGAAAUUGAUCGCUGUCUGAAGAAAGUCAGUGAGGGUGUGGAAACCUUCGAAGACAUCUGGCAAAAGGUUCACAGCGCAGCAAAUGCAAAUCAGAAAGAAAAAUAUGAAGCUGACCUGAAGAAGGAAAUUAAGAAACUACAGAGGUUGCGAGACCAAAUAAAGACAUGGGUGGCCUCCAACGAAAUUAAAGACAAGAGGCAGCUGCAAGAAAACAGGAAACUAAUUGAGACGCAAAUGGAAAGGUUCAAGAUAGUGGAGAGAGAAACAAAGACCAAAGCCUAUUCUAAAGAAGGGCUGGGAUCGGCGACAAAGGUGGAUCCUGCACAGAAGGAGAAGGAAGAAAUCUGUCAGUGGUUGACGAAUACGAUAGACUCUUUAAAUAUGCAGGUUGAUCUCUUUGAAAGUGAAAUGGAAACAUUGUCAGCGGUGACAAGGAAAAAAAAGGGUGAGAAAGAGAAACAGGACAGGCUAGAAGAAUUGAAGCAUUACAUCGAGAGACACAGGUACCACAUUAAAAUGCUGGAAACUCUCCUACGCAUGUUAGACAACAGCACAAUAGAAGUGGACCAGAUUAAGAAGAUCAAAGAUGACGUUGAAUACUAUGUUGAUUCCUCUCAGGACCCAGACUUUAAGGAAAAUGAGUUUUUAUACGAUGAUCUUGAUCUUGAGGACAUAGCACAAACAGCAAUCAUGGCAACAUCACCAGCAAGCAACAGUAACAGCAAUGUGGAAGAUGAACUUUUUAACCAGUGCAACAGUACUCCCACCUCUACAACCUCAAGUUCUCCUGUACCCCUCAGUCCAGCCAACCAGUCCGUGGAAAAUCAUGAAGAUGAAAGGAAGCGGAGUAGGUCGGACAGCGAAAUGAGCAUGUCCCCUGCAAAAGUUCUUAGCAGCAAGACGCAUCAUAGUAACAACCUCCCUCCGUCCAUUUCUAUUUCUCAGAGUGUGCAGGGGUCAAUCACCACAAAAACGCCGACCCUGCCCUCGAAUGGAUCCAGCAACGGGGGAAACAAACUGCUACAAACCAGCAAAAGCUACACUCUGACGCAAGGGACGAACUCAGUUUCUGCCUAUGCAGCUGCUGUGGCAGCGGGAACCACCACAAUCAACACCACCAGCUCAUUCCAGUCAAGACCUGCCAAUGCGGUGCCCAUUCCCACCAGCAAGCAGCAAAAUGGGACUGCAAGUUACAGUGCUGUUGUCGCUGAGAACAGUGUGGAACAUCAAAACAGCUACAGUCUUCCCUCCAGUACAAACAGUCAGCCGAGUGGCACCACACCCAUCCAGAAUAAUGUGAAAGAGCCGGUCAGCGUGUCUGUAGCUAUCACGACAAGCAUCAUCCCUGUACUGGCAGCCAGUCAGGUCAACACACAAGCCUCCAACUUUUCUGAUCUUAAACCAACACCAGCCAUGAUGAAUGGACCCUUGCCGUUUGUCUCGCAGGAGCUGAAGCAGGCUCCAGAGACACUCAGCUCUUUAAAAAGUAUGGCAGAACGAGCAGCUGUGAGUGCAGGAUUGGAAGAGCAAGUCCAGUCUUUGCAUUUGAACGAGAGGGUUCUCCUCAGCACCCCAUCAUCGCAGAGCAACUCGAUGACAUCUACUGUUCCGCAAACAACAGAGGUUCAUCUUCAACCGAUGCUGGGAGUGUGCCCACUCAGCCCAGUGCAUCUAUCCAAGGACCAAGAAUACCAGCUGCACAUGGUGGAAUCAGCGUGGCUACACAUGCCUCACCCGUCGGACUCUGAGAGAAUACGACACUACCUCCCUCGUAAUCCAUGUCCCACGCCGCCUUAUCACCAUCAGAUACCCCCUGUCCAUUCGGACACACUGGAGUUCUACCAACGAUUGUCCACAGAAACACUCUUCUUUAUUUUCUACUACCUAGAGGGGACCAAGUCCCAGUAUUUGGCUGCUAAAGCUUUGAAGAAACAGUCCUGGAGGUUCCACACCAAGUACAUGAUGUGGUUCCAGAGACACGAAGAGCCAAAAACAAUCACAGACGAAUAUGAACAGAGUCUCUUUUACAUCAAUUGGGCUGGAGUUUACUUACUCAGCACCUAGCCUCUCAUUAUACUCUCAGUCUCAAGCAAUAUAGGUAAGUGAUGUUGGCAGUUUCGUGCUGUGAAGACAAUGGAGAGGGAAAAGAGCAGAUGCAAGUAGAUUGUGCAGGUGGGUAUGGCUUCUAGAGUAUUGUCUAUUAGGUGAGGCCCAUUGCUUUUGUGUGUGCAUUGAGUCUGAUUUACUCAAUGUAUCAGGUGGCACUGACUUGCCUUGCACUGUCUAAAGCCCAACCGUGGUAUUAUUGAUAGCACUGUUUGGCAGUGGAAUAAACAGCGCUCUUUGGAGGAAAAUAAAUUAGGAGUUGUUAAAAACAAAGCAUUGAGUUGCAAACUGACAAUUAAAAUUGUAGGCACUGAUUGAUGUUACCCAGGAUGAAAGCCGUGUGAAGCAGUGUUUGCGACUAACUUUCCUCU
Molecule: messenger RNA, 2879 nt
Organism: Amblyraja radiata (thorny skate)
Lineage: Eukaryota; Metazoa; Chordata; Chondrichthyes; Rajiformes; Rajidae
Product: CCR4-NOT transcription complex subunit 3
Exons: 21
Coding region: 256-2466 (736 amino acids)
Biological process (GO): regulation of DNA-templated transcription
Cellular component (GO): nucleus; CCR4-NOT core complex
Source: RefSeq, a predicted model, not a curated record